AUGCCGGACUCCCCCCCCCCCCCGGCACGUCGUCUCUCCUUCCCCGUGUGGAGUAAGGUACCUAGAGGUACACAUGUCGGUACAGUUAAGAGAGCAAAUGGUGAGAACCAGCCACCCGUCACCCGUUCAACUGUCCUAGCGUCUACCUACCUAGAAAUAUGCACACCAAACUCGCUGCAGGAUGUCUGGCGCCUGUCACUCACUGCCACUGCCAAAUUGAAUUCUUCCAAAAUCCAAUACCGGCCUCCAACUGCCGUCCUCCGACAACAUGAUUCCCAUAUGCCGCUGUCUACCGCCGUCAGCCGUUCACUGUCUCUCCAUCUCCGCCGAAACGGCGCCGCGGCCUUUCCUUUUCAGGAGACGGGACGUUUGGGAUCAUCAAAUCGCAAAAUGACGGGCAUCAUGACUCGCGUGCAAGUCGAGGACAUCCACUGACUUGGGGUGAGGUGAUCUUAAUGGGGCUUCGACGGGCUGUGGUGGGGUCAUGGUGGGGUUUUCCCCGACCUUUGUGGUGGAGUAUGAACGAAUGCCUACAGGAAAAUAUCACAAUGAGAG
This is a messenger RNA of Neurospora hispaniola, 555 nucleotides long. RefSeq lists its product as uncharacterized. The coding region runs from base 1 to 435 and encodes 144 amino acids. NCBI's taxonomy places the organism in Eukaryota, Fungi, Ascomycota, Sordariomycetes, Sordariales, Sordariaceae. The transcript is spliced from 4 exons. The record is from RefSeq and is a predicted model, not a curated record.